AUGGCUCAAUGUUCGGGCCUCCAAGCUUUAUUGAUUUUCCUGAAUAGCUGCUUCUUUAUUCUUGGAACACAGUGUUAUCAGAGCUCGUAUCAUGGAUCAUGCCAUGGAAUGGGAUAUGGAGAUUCUCUCUUUGAGAGUGAGCAAUCAACGAAACCUGGAAUGUCGCAAUGCUCUCCGAGUUCCGUCGACGUUGGCGUACGAACAAAGUGUCAAUUUUUGCUCCAGAUGUCGAUCCAGAUGUCGAGAACUUUUGAGGCGUUAUCCGACGAAACCCAACUGAAAUAUGCUCUCCAGCAUCUGCAUCAGUGCGGCUUUGACUUCGGAACUGCCUUGGACACGGUCGACCAGAAGCUGCUCCACACGCGCCUCAAGAAACGAAGUCGAUUCCAGCAGGUCAAGCUGAUGAUCAACCCGGAAGUCACCAGAAGAGACAAAGUGUUACGGGAAUCGGAUACGAAAGGUACGAACCUUCAUGGCUUUUUGUGA
Molecule: messenger RNA, 486 nt
Organism: Caenorhabditis briggsae
Lineage: Eukaryota; Metazoa; Nematoda; Chromadorea; Rhabditida; Rhabditidae
Exons: 3
Coding region: 1-486 (161 amino acids)
Source: RefSeq, a predicted model, not a curated record